AUAUCUCUGGUCUCUCUCUCUCUCUCUUUCUCACACACACACACGAUCCAAUGACGACGAGCAACAACGUGAACGGAUGUUUCGGAGACACGAAGCUGACCAAAGUGUUCGUAGGAGGAUUGGCUUGGGAUACUCACAAAGAAGCAAUGUAUGAUCAUUUCAUCAAGUAUGGUGACAUCUUGGAGGCAGUCAUCAUCUCCGACAAACUCACUCGCCGUUCCAAAGGAUACGGCUUUGUGACUUUCAAAGAUGCGGAAGCUGCCACGAGAGCUUGCGAAGACUCUACUCCGAUCAUCAAUGGCCGCCGUGCCAACUGCAAUCUCGCCUCCCUCGGUGGCCGCCUUCGUAAAUCCCCUACCAUGACCUCUCCUCAACAAGGAACAAAAAAUGGUAACAGGGCCACGCCACCACAUGUUGGAAAUCAUUCUCAAUGGUACUAUCCGUCCGGUUUCACAAACCAGCAAUAUCAACUUCAACAACAACACCAUCAUGAUCAUCAAGCCGUUCCUUUCUAUGGGUACCCUUCCUCCUACGUUGCCCCGAACAUGACCUUCAAUCAAAAAGUUGGAUAUGUCGGAGGAACCUAUAUGAACGGAUACUAUGCACAAAUGCAACCACAACCGCAAUCGCAGCCGCAACCGCAAUAUUACCAGCAUCACAUGUAUGGUGGAGGGCGAGUUAUGGUUGGGGCAGCAAGUCCAAUGGUGCCUUUCUACACUGUCUAUCCUUAUCAUCAAUCUCAAGCCAUCGGGUUUCCACCACCUUCCUUUUCGAAACCCCUUUCUUUUUCCACUCCUCCCAUAUCAGGCACAGUUGGAGGAGAGAGCAUACAGAAGAAGGCCAUACAUUGAUAGGCUACAAGCUGUUGAUCAAAUCAUCAAAUGACUCAGCCAAAACUUAAUUCAUUUUCUCCAUCUCACUAAGCUUUAUUUUUUUACCGGAGACAUGUAUUUUUAAUAAUUCAAUUUCGUUACA
Arabidopsis arenosa is the source of this 975-nucleotide messenger RNA. The record is from the annotation of a GenBank genome assembly. Lineage: Eukaryota; Viridiplantae; Streptophyta; Magnoliopsida; Brassicales; Brassicaceae.